CGCAGCCCUACCCUCGGGGCGGGGCGUCCCGAUCCCUCUCGCCAGUCUGUCGCGGCCCGCCGCGGAGGCAGCACGCGAUGCCUUAGCGUAUUAUGUUCCUCCCCGACCUACCGCGAGCCUGUAUGGUUGACGACGUAGCUACCUACCUCCAGGCGCCCUCCUCGGGACAGGUGGCUACAUUUUAACAACAACAUAUGACGAGUUCCAUCCGUUCAUAGAGGCCCUGAUGCCCUUCGUAAAGUCCUUUUCGUACACAUGGUUCAAUCUGCAAGCGGCGAAGCGGAAAUAUUAUAAGAAACACGAAAAACGGAUGAGUCUUGAAGAGGAGCGGCAUACAAAGUAUGAAUUACAGAACGAAAAGGCAGAAGUAAAACAAAAAUGGGCAUCGCGGCUCUUAGGAAAGUUGAGAAAGGACAUCACACAGGAUUGUCGGGAGGAUUUCGUCCUGAGCAUCACGGGGAAAAGGCCCGCUGUGUGUGUGCUCUCCAACCCAGAUCAGAAGGGCAAGAUGAGGAGGAUAGACUGCUUGAGACAGGCUGAUAAGGUGUGGCGCCUAGACCUAGUAAUGGUAAUACUGUUCAAAGCGAUACCCCUCGAGAGCACAGACGGGGAACGGUUAGAGAAGCACCCGGAGUGCGCGCAGCCCGGCCUCUGCGUGAACCCGUACCACAUCAACGUGUCCGUGAGGGAGCUAGACCUGUAUCUGGCCAACUUCAUAAACAGCUAUGGUAAUGGGAGCGACGGUCUGCCAGAUAUCCUAAGUGGCUCUCUCUCACCCAACCCGCGGGAGAAAGAGAACGAACAUGACGCCAAGAGCAAAGGCUAUAGCCACAAUCCGUACAACGGAGUAAUUUGCAACGAUAUUAUUCUAGCGACCGGCGUCUUCUCCUCGAAGGAACUCUGGAAGCUGUCCAAAGCCUCAAUCCUCCAAGAAACGGGGUCAGAGUCCCCAAGCGGCUCAGGGGGCAUUAAGCUCGAGUCGGGGUACUACUGCGGGUACAAUAGCCCCGCAACACCUGCCUUCGAGCCUCCAGCUGAGCGAGCAACGCCAUCUAUGCUGGUUGGACAGUGUUUCAGUAUCCCUCCUAGUUCUGCGGGUCUCAGCCAAGCCCCGUUGGUAUCAUCCAACACUAUAUUCUACCAGCACCCACCGCCGCCCACCGACACACAUCCAACUGCGUCAGACGCGUUGAGCAGCCACCACUCCAGCGCUAAAUACGACGGGACGCCGCAGGACUCGCUCGGAGACUUCGUCACCUUCGUCUGUCAGGAGCCUACGGAUGUUCAGCAACUGCAGGUUCACGGCCUCUCCCGAAGUCCGAAGCCAGCUUAUUUCAGCAGCUCGAUGCUACCGCCAGCACCACUGCCGCCGAUGGCGCGCCCCGUGGCCAUCAUACGGUCCACAGGUAAUUGUUCGGCCCGCGAGGAUUACAUGGCGCUAUCCUCCCUCCCAGCGAGCGAGCUAAGUUCCCCGCCGUCCCCGGAGCGCUCCCCGCCGACCUCCCCCCGCCGGCGCUCGCCGCACUACCGCGCCGACUGCCCGCCGAUAUCGCACUACAACCACUUCUCACAGCCACAGCAGGUGUUCAGCUACGGGCCGCUGAGCAGCGUGGGGCUGGGCGGCGGCGCGGUGUGCGCGGGCGGGGGCGCCGUGUCGCCGCCCGGGGGGCUCGGGCUGUACGCGCCGCGCGCGCCGCCGCGCGCCGCCGUCAGGUACUCCUACUCAUGGAAUGCGCCAUUCCCGACUCUGGAGGAAGAAUUCAACAUUAUGACUGCGCCCGCGGGGCCCGACCACGUCGUUCUAUUGGACGAUGAACGCUUCUUCCAAUCCAACGUGAUAACCUCCGAAGCGACAGCAAUGGAUACAGCCGCCGUCGCCGUCGACUCCGAGGACAUCGCGCCGGACAAAGCGCCGGACCUGCGCUCGCCGUGAUCCGGAGCGUCGGCGGCGUCGGCGUCGGCGGUGCACCCCGCGUCGGCGUCGGCGUCGUGCGAGCGCGCCGCCGCCGAGCUCGACGCGCACACGGUGCUGCGCUGGACGCCCGCGCCGCCGCCGCAUUGGCGACCUGUACUG
Cydia fagiglandana is the source of this 2074-nucleotide messenger RNA. It is a transcript of the gene NfI, whose product is annotated as nuclear factor 1 B-type. Gene Ontology annotation, biological process: regulation of transcription by RNA polymerase II. The transcript is spliced from 14 exons. Gene Ontology annotation, molecular function: DNA-binding transcription factor activity, RNA polymerase II-specific; RNA polymerase II cis-regulatory region sequence-specific DNA binding. Bases 227 to 1933 code for a protein of 568 amino acids. The record is from RefSeq and is a predicted model, not a curated record. Lineage: Eukaryota; Metazoa; Arthropoda; Insecta; Lepidoptera; Tortricidae. Gene Ontology annotation, cellular component: nucleus.